UCGUGACGCAGUCACGCACUGAAAACGCCUCAACCCGGCCACUGCACGCUUCACAGAGACACAAACGACAAGCAUCAUCGGCCCAGAGAGAGGAAUUUAAUCACGCUCCGCUUCCUUCUGAUAUAUCACCUAGCAUAAAACGGAAUGAAGGCAAUGUUUCUCCAGCUUAGCCGUGUGAUCCGUGCUGCACCCGCUCUCCGCUGUGGCAUCCAUUCUGGGACAUGUCCCGCCUCAGCUGCUGCCGCCAAAAAGAGGGCUGAGUGCCUACUGACUUCAGAGGAAAUCUACGCUCGUGAGGACAAGUAUGGAGCACACAACUACCAUCCCCUGCCUGUGGCCUUGGAGAGAGGGGAAGGCAUCAACGUGUGGGAUGUGGAGGGGAACCGUUAUUAUGACUUCCUCAGUGCAUACAGUGCUGUAAACCAGGGCCACUGCCAUCCCAAGAUCAUAGCUGCACUCACUUCCCAAGCAUCUAAGCUUGCCCUGACUUCCAGAGCAUUUUAUAAUGAUGUACUGGGAGCCUAUGAGGAGUACAUCACCAACAUGUUUGGCUAUGAUAAAGUUUUGCCCAUGAAUACAGGUGUUGAAGGUGGUGAGACUGCCUGCAAGCUCGCACGCAAGUGGGCCUACAAUGUAAAGGGGGUUCCUAAAAACAAGGCGAAAAUAAUUUUUGCAAAUGGAAACUUCUGGGGCCGCACCUUGGCAGCCAUUUCCAGCUCCACUGAUCCCAGUAGUUACGAGGGUUUUGGUCCCUACAUGCCAGGAUUUGAACUGGUCCCGUUCAAUGACAUUCCUGCACUGGAGAAAGCCCUUCAAGACCAAAAUGUUGCAGCUUUCAUGGUGGAGCCCAUCCAAGGGGAAGCUGGUGUGGUGGUGCCUGACCAGGGCUACCUGACUAAAGUCAGAGAACUUUGCACAAAAUACAAUGUGUUGUGGAUUGCGGAUGAGGUCCAGACAGGUUUGGCACGUACUGGCCGACGGUUGGCUGUGGACCACGAAGAAGUUCGUCCAGAUAUUGUUAUUCUGGGCAAAGCUCUUUCCGGAGGUGUUUAUCCAGUAUCUGCUGUACUAUGUGAUGACGAGAUAAUGUUGACCAUUAAGCCUGGUGAGCACGGGUCCACAUAUGGAGGUAACCCAGUGGCUUGUCGGGUGGCUAUGGCUGCACUAGAGGUGUUGGAGGAGGAGAAGCUGGCAGAGAAUGCCCAGAGGAUGGGGGAGAAGCUGCGGGCUGAGCUGAGCAAGCUGCCCAAAGACAUUGUGGCAACAGUGAGAGGGAAAGGCCUCCUCAAUGCAGUCGUCAUCAAAGAGACCAGAGACUACGAUGCAUGGAGAGUGUGCUUGCGUCUUCGGGACAAUGGGCUGCUGGCCAAACCCACCCAUGGUGACAUCAUCCGCCUGGCUCCUCCCCUCAUCAUCAAGGAGCAUGAGCUCGAAGAUUGCAUUGAUAUCAUCCAAAGAACCAUUAUGUCUUUCUAAAUGGUAACAACUGAAGAACACAUUGACAUUCUUCAAACUGCUAAUCCGCAUUAGCAGAAGCUGUGGUUGGUCAAAAAGUAGCUGAUUUACUUUGAUUUUUCAUUGUUUUUGCAGAGGCAGAAUUUCCUUGGUAGUCAUUCCUGUAGAAAUACAGUACAAUAGUGCUGUAUAUGUAGUGUUUGUUUCUUUGAGGUCAGUGAUAUUGUACAGAGAAACGGCUGGAAAGAAAGUGUCAGACUGCCUCAGGAAAGACUGCAAAAAUUAGAGAAGUGAAGGUGUUUUUUUUUUUUUUCCUUAUUUUACUUUUACACUCAGUAAGCGAGUAAAUAAGUUUACUUUCAAAUAAUUUAUUUUUCAAGAAGGAAAAGGUCAAAAGUUAGAGUUUUCCAUUUAAGAAGCAUCACAUCAAACAUUUACAAGGCUGGCAGAGCACCAUCUCGUGAAAUCCUUUCAGAUUACAAGAUUACAUUAUAACUUUUAGUCUGGUGUUAGGUGUUUUAUUAGAAUGCAGGAAAUCUGAAAAUCUUCUUGCUAAACAUCUUUGUCCUUAAAUAUAACAUCAAAACAAAACCAACAUUUUUGACAAGGGUACACAAAUUAUUGUGUGUUGCUGGAAGAAAUGAUCUCAGAUGAUUGCAAUAAUUGAACUUCUAAAAUGUGAUCAAGAGGUCUUUACACUUCAUACUGAAGGAUCUGGCAUAUUGAUUUAUAUAACAUCACGUUGUAUAAGCACUACUGAAGGUUGGGAGGGCUUGUGCUGCUAGCUACACCUAGUUUGGUGUAAAAUAUUUACUGUAUUUAUGUACUACAUUUUUACAGUAUGUAAAGAUUGUCAUCAUAAGGCAAUUGCACCUUUAUGUUGUUGAAUCAGUUUUUCUCUAAAUAAAUUAGUUCACACCUUU
Archocentrus centrarchus (flier cichlid) is the source of this 2378-nucleotide messenger RNA. RefSeq names its product ornithine aminotransferase (gene oat). Gene Ontology annotation, molecular function: pyridoxal phosphate binding; identical protein binding; L-ornithine transaminase activity. Gene Ontology annotation, cellular component: cytoplasm. The record is from RefSeq and is a predicted model, not a curated record. Lineage: Eukaryota; Metazoa; Chordata; Actinopteri; Cichliformes; Cichlidae. Bases 145 to 1476 code for a protein of 443 amino acids. The transcript is spliced from 10 exons.